Penicillium oxalicum is the source of this 1263-nucleotide messenger RNA. RefSeq lists its product as uncharacterized. The transcript is spliced from 3 exons. The record is from RefSeq and is a predicted model, not a curated record. The coding region runs from base 1 to 1263 and encodes 420 amino acids. NCBI's taxonomy places the organism in Eukaryota, Fungi, Ascomycota, Eurotiomycetes, Eurotiales, Aspergillaceae.
AUGUUGAAUCUGCUCGGAAAGACCGCAGGGUCGAGAAAUGUCGAAGUCACGAGCCUGGCAUUCGAUUGUGGACACCCGAUGUCAAACUAUUCGGGUUCUGACUUUGUUCCAACCUUGAGCAAGACACUCCACGACCAGAUUCGGGAGUUGAUCAGAGGGCUUCCAGAGGACUUGCACCAGCGGAGUGCGUCUUCCAGCAACAUGAGGCCCUUUGGUGAGCUGUGUGGCCAACACAGCUUCCUGAAUCAUGAGCUGGUCGAUGGAAUCUUUCGUCUCAUCAAACGCGAAGUUACGUCCCACUUCCGCCAGCUCGACGCGUACCCGAAGUUGAUAGAGCCCGUAGAAACGGCUAUUCUGCAUCGCCUUCGGGCGUUGAGGGGUCUCUGGACAGAGCCACGCGCAAAUGGAAUCACUCCUCCGGAUGCCUGGCCAUAUCAACCGAAUCAGUGUGCGGCUUGUGUACUGGCAUGCAUCGCUGUGAAUAAGGAUGUUCUCUGCAACCUUCGAGUCGUGAUCCAGUCUCGCACCAGGACACGCAGACAUCAGCGCCCGCGGAAGCUGGCCCUCUUUGUCGACCAUUGCAUCAAUCGUUUCAGUCCCAAUGAGGCGGAGGAUGUGCGUCACACAGCAGACCAGCUGGCCCUAGGAAUGAAGCGAGCCCGCAAGGCCUGCGUCAAGGCGUAUCUGAGCGACCGCCAGAUUGACCCAAGCAGUCCAUCCCGGCGUAAGCGUCAUCAGCGUCGCCAUUCCAAAAGGAAAGGUGUUUCAGACGCACGCCACCGAUCUGAGAGUGUGAUGUCGCUUGACUCUGCGAAGAGCCCCGUGACAGCGUCGGCUCUGCGGCUGGAUCUCCUAGACGUGCAGUCGAGUCCCGAUAGCGCGUCUGAUUCACCGAGCAGCUUGUGGGAUGAUUCCGAUAAUGGUCGAAUUCGAAGAUCUCGAGCCCCAAGUCCUGAGUUUUUGGCCUCACAUCUGGAUGAGAGACAAUUCCCCUCCUCCCAAGGCUCAACGAUGUUCCCAUGUCAGACAUGGGGCGUUCUUGAAGAGCAGUCACCUUCUGCUUUUUAUGAACAGCUCGCGCGCAAUAAUCCUUAUUCUCAAGCGACACCAAUUCCAGGAGGUACUUUUGUUCCCCUGAGAGCUCCUGUCGGCGGCCGAUACACAGAGUCUAGUUCGGUGUCGUCUCCAAUCGGAGGCUCAGGAUCGAAGAACUCUCUUGGCUGUUGGACUGACGAUGAAUGUAAGAGUGAAAUUUCGUUUUGA